Malaya genurostris is the source of this 745-nucleotide messenger RNA. RefSeq names its product adult-specific cuticular protein ACP-20-like. The coding region runs from base 133 to 657 and encodes 174 amino acids. NCBI's taxonomy places the organism in Eukaryota, Metazoa, Arthropoda, Insecta, Diptera, Culicidae. The record is from RefSeq and is a predicted model, not a curated record. The transcript is spliced from 2 exons. Gene Ontology annotation, cellular component: extracellular matrix.
UGAUACAUGUUAAGUAAACUUGAUCGAAUUUUUACCAUAAAUACGCAGUGAUUCUAUCAACAAGUCAUCAGUUAGUGGAGUUGUGUUGUUCUAUGUAAAACACAUUUUGCAGUGUGAAGAUUAGCAGAAAGAAUGAUCAAGUUCGUCGUUAUAACCUUUGCCCUAGUGGGUGCAGCUUUGGCCUACGAGCACUACGGAUUCAUCAACGAGGUUAAACACAUCCCAUACAAGUGGUACGGCGGCGGUGGCGGCGAAGGUGGCAUCGGCGGCGGAUUUGGCGGUGAAAUUGGUGGUGGAUUUGGCGGCGGUUUUGGUGGCAGCAGCAGUGGUGGUGGAAUCGGAGGAGGCGAGGAAUACUACUCGUACCCGAAAUAUAAGUACGAGUACGGAGUGAAGGACUACCACACCGGUGAUCACAAGAGCCAAUGGGAGGUGCGUGACGGAGAUGUCGUCAAGGGUGAGUACACACUCGACGAAGCCGACGGAACCAAGCGUAUUGUCGAAUACUACGCCGAUAGCAAGAACGGAUUCGAAGCCAAGGUCAAGAACAUUGGACAUGCCAGCGGCGGUGGACAGGGCGGACAGGAAGGUGGUUUCGGUGGUGGAAUCGGUGGAGGCUUCGGAUACAGCUACAGUAAAUUGAAGAAGUACAACUAAAAUUACAUUAGCAAGACUGAACCGACUUAUGCCAAGUUAUGUAGCCUAGUAUUAUGCAAUUAAAGUUUCAAGCAAAUGAUCACUUUCG